AUGAAACUACUAAAACUCCCUUGGUUGCAGCAUCGAGAGGAGCACAAGAGCUAUGAGAUUUAUACAUGCGAUGUUAGUCCGGAUUCUAUGAGGCUUGCCACUGGUGGUUUGGAUGGCAAGGUAAGGAUAUGGUCUGUACCUGACAUUGUAAGGUUUGCCAAGAACCCAGAAAUUGCAAUGGAUAAAAACGUGACUUUGAAGCCAUUGAGCACAAUGAGUCGACAUGCCGGAUCUGUAACCACAGUUAAGUUUUCUCCAGAUGGAAAGUAUCUUGCCAGCGGAUCUGAUGAUAGAAUACUAUUGAUAUGGGAAUUGGAGGCCGGUCCAGUGCAACCUAUGUUGGGAGGCGAGAGUACAGAUGUUGAGCACUGGAAUGUACGAAGAAGACUAGUUGCCCAUGACAAUGAUAUCCAAGACAUAUGCUGGGCCCCAGAUUCAAGUAUCAUGGUAAGUGUUGGGUUGGAUCGAUCCAUAAUCAUAUGGAAUGGGGCAACUUUCGAGAAAGUUAAAAGGUUCGAUGUUCAUCAAUCGCACGUGAAAGGUGUUGUCUUUGAUCCAGCAAACAAGUACUUCGCUACCGCUUCAGAUGACCGGACUAUCAAAAUGUUUAGAUAUCAUAAAACUGGAGAAACAUCAUUCUCGGUAGAGCAUGUUAUUACAGAGCCAUUUAAGGGCUCUCCUUUGACAACGUACUUUAGAAGAUUAUCGUGGUCCCCUGAUGGUCAACAUAUUGCUGCUCCAAAUGCCAUGAAUGGACCAGUAUCUACAGUAGCAAUCAUAGAGAGAGGCACUUGGGAAUCUUCAAUAAGUUUAGUUGGCCAUGACCAGCCAACCGAAGUGGCUUCGUUCAACCCAAGAAUAUUUAAAAGGAAAAAGGCAAAGGCGAUUGAGGAUAAAACGGAAGACGGCGAAACCAUAGAUGUAAAGAAAUCAAGAUCUGCUGAUGACGUCGAUUGCAUAGUUGCGAGCUCUGGGCAAGACAAAACACUUGCAAUUUGGUCAACUUCAAAGGCAAGGCCGAUCCUUGUCGCACAAGAUAUCUGUAGUAAAUCUGUCACUGAUAUGAGCUGGACUCCUGACGGUAACGUAUUAUUCAUUACAUCCUUGGACAGUUCCAUAGUAGUACUAGUGUUCGACGAUGAUGAAUUUGGGAAUGCAAUUCCCUUAGAACAAAAUAUAGAAUACCUUCAUCGUUACGGUGUCGACAAGGACUCGCUCGUAUUUCCUGAAACUGUUGAUCAGCUCAUACUUGAAGAUGAGGCUAAGAAAUCCAGAAAAUCAACUGUCGACCUAAGUCUACUUGAAAACAGAUUGGGCAAGCCUGGAACAAUUGCCGAACCUAACAUUUUACAAGUACGUAGCAAGAAGAAGGUAAAUCUGAACGACAAAAAGACCGCAGAUGCAACUAACUACGAACCACCUCAUGUUAAUAUUCUACAAGUGAAGCGUAAAAACAAGAUCACAGGGGUAACUGAAGUUCUUAAUGAUACGGUGAUGAAGAAUGGAAAGAAAAGAGUAGCGCCAACACUUGUAUCCAUGGGUCACUCUCCAGAUAAAGGCAAAAAGCGCGCUACUCUUCAAUCAGGUGGAACAUCUCUGAAUAGUAGCUUAUCGCAAAACUCAACAAAAGGUGGGUCCGAGGAUAGAGUUUCUUCUGCCAAUACGUUGUCAAAAUUACAGAAGUCAAAAUUAAGCAAAUCUUCAUUUAACAUACCGCGUUUGGGUAUUCACACACUAAUAAUGGGGAUGAAAGAAAGAGCACGGGACAAUUUCUUUAAUCAAUCUUCAGUAGAAUCAUCCUUGGAAGAGAAUGCCGUUGACGUAAUGCAAACUCCCCAGCCAGCGGACCAAGAGGUUGCUGAAGAGCACAUACUAACUUUAAACAGCAAAACCACAAUAGAUAAAAUAUGGAGAGAUGAACCAAAUACCAGAUACUUGGAAUUUAACUCAAUUUUACCCGACGCCGAUGCUGUGCUUCGGGAGAUGGGCCGUAUUGACGACUUAUAUGUUUUAGAAGUAAGAAAUGGUGUUGAAAGAAGUAUUCAAUUUGAUACCGAAGCGUUAUAUGAUAAUCCGACUCGUGUGAUUGGUUACCACACUGGCCAAAGGUCUUUUGAACUUUUCUUUCCCGAUGUGGUGCUCAGUUGCGUUGGCUCAAUGGAAAUGAAAACUUGGGUUCUAGCCACAACAACUGGCCAGGUAUACUUCAUAGACACUUUGGGCCAAGCCCGUUGUCCGCGCAUAUCGAUUGGCCACAAAAUUAUCAAACUCUCCACAUCAGGAAGACACGUUGUAGCAAUUACCGAGACCGCUCUCAUCUACGUAUGGGACUUGGAAAAGAUGACUAUGACCCACAAACAGAUUCCACUCUUACCUCUUCUUGCACGUGACCCAAUCACAGGCAACAGGGCUAGAUUUACCUCAAAGAUAAAGGCCAUAAGAGUCACCGAAAAUGAUCAUAUAGAGAUCACAAUGACUGACUCUGAUCCUAUUUCCGAGCAAGCAACGACAGCCGCUAUUCAAUUCAACUAUUCUUCUGAUCUUUGCUGUUGGUGUUCAAACGCGGCUGAAUUAAGCGCAUCAGUGUAG
This is a messenger RNA of Kluyveromyces marxianus DMKU3-1042, 2589 nucleotides long. RefSeq names its product Hir1p (gene HIR1). NCBI's taxonomy places the organism in Eukaryota, Fungi, Ascomycota, Saccharomycetes, Saccharomycetales, Saccharomycetaceae. The record is from RefSeq and is a predicted model, not a curated record. Gene Ontology annotation, cellular component: HIR complex; nucleus. Gene Ontology annotation, biological process: chromatin remodeling; DNA-templated transcription; regulation of DNA-templated transcription. The transcript has a single exon. The coding region runs from base 1 to 2589 and encodes 862 amino acids. Gene Ontology annotation, molecular function: nucleosome binding; protein binding.